Talaromyces stipitatus ATCC 10500 is the source of this 4984-nucleotide messenger RNA. Its product is annotated as eukaryotic translation initiation factor subunit eIF-4F, putative. Gene Ontology annotation, molecular function: translation initiation factor activity; protein binding; mRNA binding. The record is from RefSeq and is a predicted model, not a curated record. NCBI's taxonomy places the organism in Eukaryota, Fungi, Ascomycota, Eurotiomycetes, Eurotiales, Trichocomaceae. Gene Ontology annotation, cellular component: eukaryotic translation initiation factor 4F complex. Bases 86 to 4630 code for a protein of 1514 amino acids. The transcript has 5 exons.
CGACGCCGUCGGUCCUUUUCUUUUCGAUCUUCAAGAGAGUUCCAUCUCGCGUUCUUCACGACGAACUCUUUUUCCCUUGGAACGAAUGAGCUCGAACCAGUCUCGUGAACAAACUACUUCGUCGUCACCUUUGGCAAACAGCGCUGCUUCCACCAGGACGUACGCGAACGCCACCCAAAAGCUUGAUUCCGAGCUCGCCUCAGCGCACCAUGGAAAUUCGCCCUCAACGACUUUAAACACAGUGAACGGCAAAUUAUCCAUGCAGAAUCCUCAAACUUCCGGAGUGACCAUCGUGAAUGGCGCUCCUCCCGUCCAUGCGACGGACCACACCAGGAAACAAUCAGUGACUAUUACCUCGGCUGGCGCCACUGGCUUCAUCCCGAAUGGUGGCCCUGCUGGAAACCCGAAUCGCAACAGCAUUCAGUUUGGUUCGGUAGAUCAGCAAAAUUCGCCUGCGAUGAGUUCUCCCGCUCUCCCCGUUAGCCAGCCUCAUAGCAGUCUUAACGUUGCGCAACCGGUGAAUCCUCGUAUCACCUCGCCGUCGACCUCCCCUUCGCCUAUCCCUCAACCCGCAUCGAGCGGCGGCCGGCCGCCGUCCACAUACCAAGCCCCAGGUAAUGCGCCUAACUUUGGCAGUUUUGGCGAGGCAUCUGGAGACGCUAUGAGAAUGGGCCAAAAUAAUCUCGGUCCUGGCCCCCAGGCUACUCACCUUCGUCGCGAAUCUUCUCAGUCUCAGCAUAGUGACAUGGGCGGACACAUUCCCGGUGGUCCAGGUGGUCCAGCUCGCGGUGGCUACCAAGGUGGUCGCGGUCGAGGAUACUCUGGAUCCGGAUACCAGAAUCAAAUGGGAUAUCAGUCCGGUCCCAACUAUCGAGCGACACCAAAUCAACCUCGAGGCGGACCAAACAUGGGCGCUCCUUUCCAUGCACCGAAUCACGGACGCCCCAUACCCUAUCCCAGCUCUCCUCACCAGGCAGCUCGCAGCCCUGCCAUGUCGAAUGCUAACCCUGUUACGCCGCAAAUGAGUCACGUACCUAUGUCGCAUUCCCAGAUGGCUAAUCAACACUACGGUGCUUACAACCAACACAUGGGACCCCAAAAUGUGAGAACCCGAAAUUUUUCUUCUUCUUCUCUUAAUAUCAACAAAUCCUGGAAAAACAAGAAAAUGGACCCUUAUCAGAAAAGUAAUUGGCGGCAGAAGAGUUCGCAAGGGACCCAAAGCGAUGAGUCUUCUGUCACUUUGCCAAAACGUCCUCCUGUCAUUUACCCUAUGGACCCUCCACCUCCACCUCCACCUCCCCCUGCACCUCGUCAAUCCUCUAUCAAUCUUAAUCUUAAUCUUGCUCCAGAAAGUGGACAAUUUGAACAGUUUCUAACAAUGGUGAAAAAUCAGAAUUAUCCGCACGGCGGUUAUGACCCUAAUAGCGGCUACUACUACCCAGCAUACGGCGUUCAACAGAAUAUGUACAUGCCCCCUUCGCCUCAACCUCGUCCUGGUAUUCCCUACGGUCAGCCUACUCAGUUCAUGCCAAACCAGUUCCCCGCCGGAGCUGUACCGCCACCGGUCCAGUCUACUCCUCUUUCGAGAAGCACUUCCCAAAUCUCCAACGAUCGUCCCGGGUCGAGUCUUGGUCAGGGUCCUGCUGCGGCAGUGGCCCCUGCUCCCGGUCAUGCUCACACUGAAAGCAGGUCCUCAAACAGCCCAGCUCCGCAAAAGAAUCACUUCAUCAUUCCGACACCAAAGAAGAGCGCCAUCGUCAUCAAGGAUCCUAACAGCGGUGCCGUGAAGUCAUUCGAGAAACAGCCAGCAUCUCCAGCUCGUGCUACUCCAUCCCCUGUCAAGGGCUCCGCUCCUACGCCUCCCCCUCGUGCCACCAGCGGUGUCGAUCAUGCUCGUACUGAGAGCAAGUCAGUGAAGACUGACGAGGAGAAGAAGAAGGAGCUUCGUGAUGCCGUCCGAAUGAAGAUCGAACAGGAUGAAGCUGAGCAACGUCGCAAGGAAGAGGAUGCUCGCAAAGCAAUUGAGAGCCUUUCUAUAGCUGACAAGGAGGAGAGUAAAGCCAAGGCAGAACCCACCGCUACCCCUGCCGCCGAACCUACCAAGGAAGAAGUCAAACCCGAGGUUGAAGAACCUGUUGUAGAGAAGAAGGCCGAAGAGAAGGCUGCACCCUCUGCUCCAGCUGGUGGCGAUGAUGAGAUCGACUACGAUGCGAUCGAGCGCGAAUUGGCAGAGAUUGAAGCAAGGGAAGCAGCUGCUGAAGCUGAGUAUCAGAAGAAGAAGCAGGCUCAGAAGGAAGAAGCCGAGCGCAAGAAGAAAGAGGAAGAGGAAGCCUAUGAGCGCAACAUGAAGCAGGCUGAACGCGAAGCCGAGGCUGCCGAAGAAGCCCGUCUCAAGAAACUCGAAGCUGGCGGCGCUGCUGAAGAAGACAGCUCCAAGCUUUUCGCAUCUUUGCGCAAAGGUGGGCUCCCUGCAAGCGAGAGCCCUGCUCCUCAGACUCCCGACGACAGUGGCGCUGCAACACCUGUCUCUCAGUCCGAUGCUUCUAUGGGUCCUCCAUCCAAGCCUGCCAGUGUUUCAAAAGCCAAGCCUGGUCCUCUGAAACUCGAGACCAAACCCGUUGAACCACCACAGCCUAGCGCAGCUCUCAAAUCCUUGCACAGCGCCAAGUUUUUGGACAGUCUGGCCAAUGUCACAUAUCCUCCUUCGAUUGCUUCUCCCAACCCUGCUUUGAACGCCAGUGCCCCUUCGGAUCGCAAGUUCAAGUACAACAAGGAAUUCUUACUUCAGUUCCAGAAUGUCUUCAAGGAGAAGCCCACUUUGGACUGGGACCUUCGUAUCCGCGAGACUGUUGGAGAUAGUGAUACUUCACGACCACAGUCCGCUCGUACUCCUGGCGCUGGCCGCACCGCUUCUCGUGGUGGUAUCCCGUCCAACUUCAAGAUGGGUCAGUUUGGAGGUGGUAGUACACCCUCCGUUGGAACACCAAGGGAUGCUUUCCCCAACCCUACUGGCCGCAUGCCAUCCAUGGGCAGCGGUCCCUUUGGACCAUUUGGCCGUCCUGGCUCGAUGGGCCCUGGUUCAUUGAGUCGUCCUGGUUCUUCUGCUGCUCUGCACAAUGUGCCGCAAUCUCCUCGUCCAGGUUCCAGCAGGACAGGCACCCGCACAGGAAGCCGACGCGACAAACAAAGCGCCAAGAAGGAGGAAGAAACUAACAAGGCCAUGCCUCUCACUGCCGGUCUUAGCCUCAAGCCUCUUGAGAUAUCCUCCAGUGGUUGGAAGCCUCGAAGCGUUGCACAAGCAACUGCCGGACCUACUCCAGGUGGUGAAUCCGACUAUAUGCCUCCUGACGUUGUGCAACGUAAGGUCAAAGCCAACUUGAACAAGAUGACCCCCGAGAACUUUGACCGUAUCGCCCAACAAAUUCUCGAUAUUGUUUCUCAGUCCAAGAAUGAAACAGACGGUCGUACUCUGCGUCAAGUCAUUCAACUCACCUUUGAGAAGGCUACUGAUGAAGCUCACUGGGCUCCGAUGUACGCUAAGUUCUGCAAACGUAUGCUCGAGAACAUGAGCCCCGAAAUCAAAGAUGAGAAUAUCAAGGAUAAAGCCGGCAAUGUUGUUGCAGGUGGCAGCUUGUUCCGUAAAUACUUGUUGAACCGUUGUCAAGAGGAGUUUGAGCGUGGAUGGAAAGUUAAUCUCCCACCCAAACCAGAGGGCGACAGCGAGGCAGCUGCGUUGAUGUCUGAUGAAUAUUACAUUGCUGCUGCCGCCAAGCGCCGUGGUCUUGGUCUUGUCAAGUUUAUUGGUGAGCUGUACAAAUUGGGCAUGUUGACAGAACGUAUUAUGCACGAGUGUGUUAAGAAACUUGUCGAUUAUGAGGGUGUUCCUGAUGAGGCUGAGGUGGAGAGUUUGACCAGUUUGCUGCGAACCAUCGGUGCCAGCUUGGACGUUUCCGAGAAGGGCCAUGCUAUGAUGGAUGCUUACUUUGGUCGUAUCUCUAUGAUGAUGGAGACACCUGGUCUGCCGAGUCGUCUCAAGUUUAUGCUUAUGGACGUUGUCGAUUUGCGUGCCGCCAACUGGGUAUCUAAAGGUGGCGACAAGGGUCCAAAGACUCUCCAAGAGAUUCGCGAAGAGGCCGCUCGCGCUCAACAAGAAGCCGAAAUGGAACGUCUCCGUCAACAAGCCAGCCGUGGCGGUGGUGGCCGUAUGCCCAUGGGCCGCGGCGACGCACGCAACUUUUCCGGCGACUACCGCAACCAAGCCCCCCCUCCAGACUACACAUCCAGCAAAGUCGGCAGCGAUGAUCUGCGUCGACUCAAGACCUCGCGCACUAUCAACCAACCAGCCUCAUUCGGACCGUCCAGCAUGUUCGGUUCUCGUAGUAGCAGUGGUCGCAAGAACCUUGGCCCAGGUGGCAAUUUGGUUCGUGGUGGUGAGGACAGCGGAGCCAGUAGCCGCACUGGUACGCCACCAGCAGGAAAGAAGGAUGAGAAGGAGGCAGCAUCCUCCGUUAACGCAUUUAGUGCCCUAGCCAGUCUAGAAGACAACAUGGCAACCUCACCCCCGUCAAACCCGACAUCCCCCGAGUUAACAAAAUCACAACCAGUCAAGAACGAAGGAGAAUCAGCAUAGAUUGAGUGAAAAAGAAAAGAUAGCGAAGACGAGAAAUUCAAGAAGAACUUAUUAAUAAAGAAGAAAAAAAAGGUCAAUAAUCAUUAACCCAAGAUACCACCAUCAUUCCUGUACCAACUACUUACCCAUACCAUACAAAAACAAAAACCCACCGCAAAAAGGAAAAAAAAAAAGCCUAUCACAAUUCUAUGCAUUUGCAUCCGGGUUGUUUUUUUGUCCCCUUCGUUUUUCGAUGUUUGACCUUUUUCGGGAAAGACAAAAGUUUGGGUUUUGUUUAUAAGAUUAUAAUAUUUACCUUCUUCUUCUUCUUCUUCUUCUUCUUCUUCUUCUUCUCAUUUUUACUUCUUUCUUGUA